This is a messenger RNA of Ruditapes philippinarum (Manila clam), 5787 nucleotides long. Its product is annotated as stabilizer of axonemal microtubules 4-like. Gene Ontology annotation, molecular function: phosphatase binding. The transcript is spliced from 12 exons. The record is from RefSeq and is a predicted model, not a curated record. Lineage: Eukaryota; Metazoa; Mollusca; Bivalvia; Venerida; Veneridae. The coding region runs from base 128 to 1537 and encodes 469 amino acids.
AAAUAUUUUGUGACACACUGUCCUGCAGCGAUAUUAGACGAAAUUCGUUCGUCAAAGUUUAAAUGUCGUCGAUAAUUGUCUCCCCUUGAAAGUUUAUGUGUUGCCAGUGACGACGAUUAACCAGAAAAUGGGGCGACUACCAAAAGGCACGCGUACUGCACACAUACAGGCCAGCCAUGGCCCAGACACUAAUAUGAUGAAAUUUUAUGUAACACAAAAUUCUACAACAUAUGGGAAACAUUUCGCAAACUACAAGCCAAGAUCAGGUCAUCACACAGGGACUGGCUACUUGUCAAACUUUCGUCCAGGAGUAUACUACAAUAACAGAUUAGACCGACAGGAUAACCCCGCUUUAGCGAAUAUAUGUGCUCAAAAUUAUCGCAGUGUAACCAGUAUAGAUUUUCAAUCUUACAAAGAAAAUAGAGGCAAUGAGCCAUUACCAUUCAACACUCACCAGGUUGGAUCUGGAUUUGUUAGACAAAAGCCUAUAACAUUUCCUCUUGAUAGUGAGGCAAAGGGUGUGUUCAUUGAUACCAGGGCAGCCUCUGCCCCUGCCAACAUUUUACCCAAGUCUAAACCUCUACUGCACUCACUGAGAGCUAAAGAUCCUGUAGAGCUGGAGAACUGUGGAUAUGGUCCAAAAUACAUGCUUUCAGAGACCAAACAGAGAUUCCUUGGUGCUCAGCCUGACAGAAAUGGUGUAAGCUAUUACCAUGUGGAUACAUCAGGAAAGACAGUUGGACCGCAGGAAUUCUCCGGAUAUGUACACGCAUACAAUGAUGAACCUAUUACAUUCAUCCCAGGAAAUCCUCACAAAAAUGAAAGACCUGGUUGGGCAACAAUGAGGCCAACAGGUCCAAGUAUCAUGAAGACAAGUUUCCAACCAUCUUCUUAUCCAAAGGGAGAUGAACCGUUCUCUACAGUAUCACACGGUUCAGACCGAGGUUCAGGAUUUGUACGAGAGAAGUCAAAGCCUCUGUAUGUACACAGAGUGAUGGGCGAUGCGUAUGACAAGGCUGGAGAUGUACCACAACUGCGUCUUGAUAGAACACAGAAAAAUGAUCCAACAGAAUAUCUCAAUAUGCAACACCCGAACAAUUUCUCCUCCAUUAUAAUGGACACAUACAAGGGUCAACAAAGACCAUCUCAGACAGAGUGUGACCGCCUGGGUCGUACAGGCACUGGGAGUCAGGAAUUGUCUGGAUACAGUGAGAAUAAUGAUAGAUUUGUUGCCACAGACGACAACCCAAAACGUUUUGUUACUCACUAUAUGACCAGAUUCAAUGAUCGUACAGAGACCGGACUAGAUCGUGAAGGACAUUGUCGAGGUGGGUUACAGCGCCAGAAACCUGAUGGUUUUACAAAGAGCACCUCUGUUCACAAUUACGGACCUGACAUACAAUCUACAGAAAACUUAAGAAGACUUCAACCAUAUGUAGCAAGGAGUAUACAAGCCCGGGACGUGUUUUUUGAUGAUCACACAUAUGAUAGCAAGUUACACAGUUCCCAGCAACAACCUUUAGCAGCCAUGUCGUAAAGACUUAACACGCCUGUGUGUCCGUCCAUUUUAGUGUCAAUAUAUAAUAUAUAACAGUAUUUUUCAUUUUGUAAAUAGCAGAAACAUUGAUAAAAAGUAUUUUUAUUUGUGAUAAAAUUGCCUGUUUAAACUUAUUUUAUAAACAAUUUUACACAUUAUAUUUUGAACCUUGUUAUUUUUAAAUCAGUUGAAUGUGGUAAACAUGAUUUGUUAUGAACUUUUACAUUUUUGCUAUAUUCUUGUUCUUUUAUUAUUCUUUAUACAUUCAUGUUAUAUGCCAUAUUUGGCAAAAAUUAACAGAAAUAAGAAAUAAAUUCUCAUUGAUAGUUAAAAAAUUGCUAUUUUUAGCUCGACUUUUCUAUGAAAAGGGGAGCUAUCCUACUCGCCCCGGCGUCGGCGUCGGCGUCGGCGUUAGCGUUGGCGUCACACCUUGGUUAAGUUUUUCGUACCACCCCACUUUAUUUCAGAAGUAUUACAAGUAUGGCUUUGAAACUUACCAUACUUGUUCACCAUCAUAACCUCCAUCUACAGACAAGAGUACAUAACUCUGUCAAGGUUUUUGACAGAAUUAUGGCCCUUUUUUGACUUAGAAAGUGUAUUGAGCUUGGUUAGAGUUUUUUGUACCACCUCACUUUAUUUCAAAACCAUUGGAGGUAUUGCUUUGAAACUGACCAUACUUGUUUACCAUCACGACCUUCAUCAACAGACAAGAGGACAUAACUCUGUCAAGGUUUUUGACAGAAUUAUGCCCCUUUUUGACUUAGAAAAUACAUUGAAUAUGGGUAAAAUCCACUUAUUGCCUUAACCCUUUGAGAUAUUGCUUUGAAACUUUUAAUGCUAUUUCACAUCAUUACCCCCAUCUGUACGCAAGAGAAGGUAACUCUGUCAAGGAUUUGUUUUAAAAAUUAAGGCCUUUUAUCGACUUAGAAUCUUGGUUAAGUUUUUAGUACCAGUCCACUUUUUGACUGAACUGUUUGAGAUAUUAAUUUGAAAGUUGGAAUACUUGUUUACAAUCAUGAUUCCCAAACAUGUCCAGGAGAAGGUAAUUCUGUCAAAGAUUUUAUUUGAAUUAUGGCCCUUAACUGUCAAUGUUUUGUAUUAUAGGCAAGCACUAAAAAACUUAAAAAAUCUAAAAAAAUUCAUUCCUAUCCACUUGUUCACUUUACCAUAAAUUAUGUCAUAUAAACAUUGCUGUAAUAUUCAAGGGUAUCAAACAACUAGUUAUUUUUCUCUUUUUGUACUUGAAAUUAAAAUCAGUAGUAUAUGCAUAUUUCACAUUUUAUCUCGCCUAUUUGAUUGGUGGACAAGUUACACAAUUCAGUAAAAUAAUUCUUCACUAAAUAUCUUAAUGCUCAUGGCCAUUGUUCACUUUAAAAAUACAGAGAUUCUUGUAUUGCCUUUUACUGCAAAAACUUUUUUUAUUGGCAAGCAAUAAAAAAGUCGAGCGCGCUGUCUUACGGACAGCUCUUGUUGUUUAUAUUUUGAUAAGAAAAAUAGUGAUUUCCUUUCAAGUUACUUAUUUAAAGAUUUUACAUCAUAGUCAUGUUUAAAGUUUGUUCACAUUUUUGCCAUUCAUUUUUUAUAUGUUGCACUUAAGAUAUUAAAGGUUGAAAAUUUCAUUUAGUACAAUUGUAAUUUCACUAAUGAAUUUACAAUGUUUAUAGAGAAGGGGAAGUCUUAGUACGAAUAGUUAAUCCACUUUGAAACUUUGUGAAAAAUUGAAAUUAUUAGUAAGAUGAGUGAUGUAGUUAGAUAGUUAUUAAUAGUUUGGAUCGAAGACUUUAAUCAAUUUACAAUAUAUGAAAACUUUAGUAAUAUUUUACCAUGGUUACACAAUAAAUCCUGCCAGUCAACAAUCAUAUAGAUAGUGUCAAUCAUUUAACUUCACAAUAGCAAUCAUUUUAUAAUGUAAAAUAUUACAAUCAGCUGUCCCUAAUAUGAAAUGAUGUUAGAAUGGUUCUAGGUCAAAGGUUAUAAAUCUGAGGAAACAAGAAACCAGUUAUUAAUUCCUUGCUCUCAAUUUCAAAUCGACCAAUGGCUUGUAAGGUAUUACGGGCUUCAAAUCAGUAAUAUUUGUAUUUAUUUUAUAAUUUUAUUUGAACAUUCAUCAGACAGAUCUCUUUAGAACUAAAUCUUUCAGUAUUUGGUAUUGUUUUAGCAGUUAUAUGGCAAGAAUGCCAGUUGGGUUUGAACUUUAAUUAGGACUCACUCCUAGAGGUUUUUAUUAAAAAACUUUGGUUUUAUUUUCUAUGAUGUAUAGUAUGUGUAUUUCUAAUAACCACCACUGGCAGUAUGUGUUUUAUAUUAUAACUUUCUUUGUAAACCAUAACCACUAUUUUGACAAGAAUAUUUUACAGUUAAAGGAGACAAAAUAUUUUAAAUCAUUCAUUGUGCUCAAUGUCCUUGUUACAGAUUCUCUUUUACAGUUGUUACCUCUAUAUAAUGGAAUAUAUUAUAUAUUUAAAGUUUUAUGUUUUAUUUUGUGCUUGACUUUAACUUGCCACCAGUAUUGAGUCAGGCCGGCAUCAGGCCUGGUGCUUUACUGCUGGUAGCUCAAGUUCAGUAUCCCAGAACUUUUGAAAGGACUGUUCCAGUUUUAAAGAUUGAGGCAUAAAUCCAUAACACCAUGUAAAUGUUGGCAAGUUAAGGAUUUAUUCAAAUUAUAAAUUUAUUUAUUGCGUUUUCUGUUAUAAUCUCAUAAAUAGCUAUACUAGGUAUAAACGAACAAAACCUACUUUUUUGUUAAGUUUAUGACUUGAAUUACCAGUAAUUUUCUAUGCUUAAUUGUUGUUAUUUAAGUGUUGCAGUUUUAUUUUUUUUUAUGUAAAUCAGCUAUUUUUGUUUUUUUAUUUGCUCAAUAAAACCUUUUUUAAAAAGAUCAGUAAUAUUUAUAUAUCAAUAUGCUCAUUCCUAAUUUGAAACCAGUUAAGUUUUAAAAUAUUAAUUAAAUUUUUAUUCAAAUAUAUAUAUACCGGUAUUUACCGGUAGGUGUUACUUAAUAAAACUGAUGUGUGUUAAAUGUUAAAUAUUUUGAUAUAAUCUCAUUUUAAGCUUUAAAUAUUGAUGUUGUUUUACAAGCUACUGGCUUGUUGUUUCUAUUGUUGCUUGAACUGUUUGUUUAUAUAUCCUAGCCUAAUGUAAUUUAUAAUGAAGUCAUUCAGUUUAUUAUAAUUAUUGUUUUUAUUAUAGAAUAUCAAUAAAAUAUGACGUACCCAAAGGACAAUUCUAAUUUCAAUAGAAAAUAUCAACUUAAAUGUGUAAAGAUGUUGAUUUUGCAUACCAGAAACCAUUAUCUUUAUAUGAUUGCAUGGUGCACAAAGUCUUUGUAAUCUGAAAAUUUGUUAAUUUUUGAAUUCUGUGAUAAUUAUAUAUUAUAUAAACAUACAUGAUUUUGAUCACUAUAGUAAUUAUUGUAUAUUGUGCGUGUAAUGUGGCGUGUUUUCAGUGUUGAUGUUGAAUUGUGCAAUCCUCGCAUACUUCUAGCUUUAUCCAUUGUAUAUACAAUCCCUUAAUGUGCUAGAAUGGUUCUAGGUCAAAGGUUACAAAUCUAAGGAAAAGAGAAACCAGUCAUUAAUUUCUUGCUCCUGAUUGGUUGAUUCAAUUUCAAAUCGACAAAUGGCUGCGCUGAAUCUUCAGAAUGGUUUAUUUACUUAGUUUUGUAAUGUUUGACUGGUGUUUUCACCAGGCUAUGUCAAAUAGGCUAUUUCAUCAUAAUAUCCUAGUCUGGUUUUUGGGUUUUCUAAACUAUAACUUUUAUAUUAUAUAUUUCUAUAGCUGCAUAGCUUUCAAAUUGCUUUUUGUUGAAAAUGUGCAGAUUAUUAGUACUAAUAACCCUAUAAUCCAAAACAAUUAUAUACAAAAUGAGCUUUGUCCCUUAUCCCUUACGGCAAUAUUUUAUCAAUUUUCUAAAAAAUUUAAAAAGUAACUUACAAAACAGUAAAGAAAAAUAAGUUUAUUUAUUUUGUCAGCAUGUACAUCUUUACUGCCUUUUGUGAACUGCCGACAAUUAUCUGUAGAUUAUUUCACUCAAAAUUUUUUUGUAGCAUUAAAAUGUACAAAAAAUGUUUUAUCCCCAGCUUUGUAAAAUUAUAUGGGGGAAAUAUUGGAACUUCUUAUUUCUCCGAGGAAAUCUAAGGUAACGUUUUUUUCUUGAAUUUCUUUCAUUUUAUGAAGUAUUAACAUUUUUAUGCUACUUUUUUCUUUGCACCAUUGUGAAAAUAUGAAUGCUACAAUAAAAAAUACAUUUCUAA